Raphanus sativus (radish) is the source of this 1387-nucleotide messenger RNA. RefSeq lists its product as uncharacterized. The record is from RefSeq and is a predicted model, not a curated record. The transcript has 2 exons. Lineage: Eukaryota; Viridiplantae; Streptophyta; Magnoliopsida; Brassicales; Brassicaceae. The coding region runs from base 374 to 850 and encodes 158 amino acids.
UAUUGGUAGCACAUCACCGUAGCACGAAUUCACAAACUGCUACUAAAAGUGUCUAGUUGGAAUGUCUUACUUUAUUGCAGCGUUAAAGUAGUGUUAUGCAGCAUUUUGUAGGAUUUUUAAGAAGCGGGAAGUCAAAAAUCUAUUUUUUAAUCUCUGUAACAUUUACGAGCGCCAAAUACUUAGUGAAAAAACACAUUUGGCACCAUAAUAUUUGGCUUUGUAGAAAUAAUUUUUUUUUGUUCUCGUAUGUGUUGCGAAAUGAGAUUUGGGUUUUCAAAUUGAAAUUGAAGAGUAUUAGAUCUCUUCGCGAGACUAAGCCACGAAGGAGCUUGUGUCGGAGUUGCAGUGACGAUAACUCCAAAUCUCGUCCCCAAUGUCUGCCUCACCGGCGAAUAUGAAGUCUCUCCACGGUUUCUUUCUUCUCUCACAUGUGGUCCCCUCGGAGGCGUGCGGCAGAGGAGGAGCUUCGGAGGCGGCGAAGAAUCAGAAACCAAUUGCAGCGGUGGAGGCAAAAUCGAACAGGCAGAGAGAGAUUCCGGCGGAGUCUCCCGGAUUAGGCUACGGCGGCGUUGUUGAGGUGAAGACCAAGAAUCACAGGCUCUGGGCGGCUCUGUCUCGCGACGAGAUCGAGGAAGACGUGUUCAGCAUGAUGGGAACAGGCCGUCUCAGUCGACCGCGAAAGAGGACGAAGACCUUGCAGAAAUAUCUCGAUGUUAUCUUUCCUGGGUUGUGUCUUGUGAGGAUGAAUGCUGAUUGCUUCAGGGUAUCCACUUCUCGCGCUAAGGUAUGUUUAGGCUUGUUGAAUCAACCUGCCCAUUUUAAAGCUACAUUGAUCCGUAAGACUGUAUGAAGUAGACUGUUAUGUCUGAAGAGCUUAAGCAAGCUUUAGAUCUGUCUUUGUAGAUCUUAGGACCAUGAAUAUGAUAUAAAGUUUACAUUUUUAUUGAUUAUUUUGACCAAUGAGUGCUUAAUAUAUAGUUAGUAGACAAAAUUAUGGCUUUGAAGUCUCAGUUCCAGUUAUGGUUUGUGAUUUCUGAUCUUUUUGGCAUUGCUUUUCAUUGUGUUUGUCUCUGUAUCUAUGGACGUUUGGGAUCGUAUAUAUCUAGGGAUGCUGUUUAUACUUUGAUAAUUGUUACAGUGCAGUUUAAGCUGAGAGCCAUGUUUCGUUCUUGCUCUCUUUAUGAUCUUUUAUGCAACUUUCAUGUGACUAUUUCCCAAGUAGGCAAGUAUGAGGGUGAUAUUAAUUUGACAUAUAGCGUUGGUAGAUCAAAUAGUUAAAAGUUGUAAUCUUUCUAUGCAGAUUAUCAUUGAGUGUCCUCUACACAUCUUACACAGUUUGAAACUUUAGUCACUGAUCUCUAUUUAGCAUUUAGCAUUCUUCAGUGGU